AUGGCCAAACAAUAUAUUUUAGCUACUCUACUCUUCACUGUAGCAGUUCUUACUUUGGGAACCUAUUAUGUAUUCACACACAAUCAGGCUCCUUCUAUACCUUUAGAUGAAAAUGGAUAAAAAAUUAAACUUGGUGGAAUUCCUUGGCCUUUUUCAAACUGUGGUUCUGAGUUCGAUCCUUUACAAGUAACAUCAGUCGUAUUUGCAGGUUAACCAGAACGUGGUGCUCCUCCUAAUGAUGCUGUUAUUAGUGGAUCAAUGAUGUAGCACGAAGAAUACUCUACCGUAAAUGUUAUUGUUAAGCUGAAUAACGUUCAAGUCUUUAACAAUAAUCUUCCAUGCACUGGCACAUAUGAUCCUGGUGAUAUGUUUAUUUUUAAGUAUGCCUUUUAAGUUCCCGGUAUAGCUCCAGGCGGUCCAUACUCAGUAUACUUCAGAUUCAUGAAUAAAUAAAAUUAAUCCACCUCUUGUACUCAAGUUGAUAUGGAUCUUUGA
Tetrahymena thermophila SB210 is the source of this 495-nucleotide messenger RNA. RefSeq names its product ML domain protein. NCBI's taxonomy places the organism in Eukaryota, Ciliophora, Oligohymenophorea, Hymenostomatida, Tetrahymenidae. The record is from RefSeq and is a predicted model, not a curated record. The transcript is spliced from 3 exons.